Messenger RNA from Penaeus vannamei (Pacific white shrimp), 1572 nucleotides. It is a transcript of the gene Spase22-23, whose product is annotated as Signal peptidase complex subunit Spase22-23. The record is from RefSeq and is a predicted model, not a curated record. Gene Ontology annotation, biological process: protein targeting to ER. Gene Ontology annotation, cellular component: membrane; signal peptidase complex. Lineage: Eukaryota; Metazoa; Arthropoda; Malacostraca; Decapoda; Penaeidae.
CGUGUUGGAAGCGCCCGCCGCUCGAAUUCCGGUCCUUCCCGUUCGCCGAAGGACUCGCACUGGAAAGAGGAACAGGGAGAGAGAGCAGCCAAGAUGCACACGUUACUCGCCCGCGCUAAUGCCGUGAGCGCCUUCAGCCUGAGCACUCUGGCCGCCCUUACCUUCUUCUGCUUCGCCUCCACCUUCUUCAUCAACUACUCUGCCCCCGUGUCCAUCAGCGCCGCCAACAUCGUCCUGAAGAAUGUGCCAGAGUAUGCAGUUUCUCGAGAGAAGAACGACUUGGGAGCCCUGCGCUUUGACUUGAAUACCGAUCUGACACCUCUGUUCAACUGGAACACAAAGCAGCUCUUCCUCUACCUUACUGCUGAGUAUCAGACUCAGAAUAAUAAAGUGAAUCAGGUGGUGUUAUGGGACAAGAUUAUCCAGCGAGGAGAGGCUUCAGUGGUCAAACUCAAGAACCAGCACCUCAAAUACUAUUUCUGGGAUGAUGGAAAUGGUCUCCUUGGGCACAAGAAUGUGAGCUUGUACCUGUCCUGGAACAUCAUUCCCAUUGCGGGUACACUGCCCACCUGGAGUGGCACAGGGGUCUACAAGCUGGCCUUCCCCUCAGAAUACACACAAGGCCGUAGUUACUAAGGGAAUUUGUAAUGUUUAAGUAAUGUACUAUUAUUCUGAUCAGAAAGGAAUUAGUGUUUCUAAAUAUAUGUAUGAAAAUGAGUCCUCAAAUGGUAAUCAGAAGGAUAAAUUCAAAUAUUUAGUUUUUUUUUCCCUUCCUUUCCUUUUUUUUCCUUUCAAUUUUUAAAAAUUAUUUUGGGUAAUGCAGGGAAGUGGAUCAUACACUGAUGUCUGACAGAAUGGGCAGAGCUUGCUUUCUGUGUGGCUGGAAUUAUUUAGUAAUGCCUGUAAUGGUGAAGGGGUCUUGGAAAUCUGUCAUCAAAAAUUGAUGCCCCAACAAAAAAAAAGGAAAAAAAUAUUCAGGAUUUUGCUGUUCUUAUUUUGAAAAGGGAGUCUAUUUUGGAAGGAGUAUAUUUUCUAAAUCUAUUUUAUACAGCUUUAAAAAAUUAUUAAAUUUAAGUUUUUGGCUAGAGUGGCUACUGAAAGUGAUAGUUUGAGCUGGUUUAACAAAGACAUGUAAUGAGAUAAAUUGACUUAAAAAGCAAAUCAUAAUUGGAAUUGAAGUAUCACAAAUCUUGCAAAUGCAACAACCAGAUUAAUGCUCUAUUUUUCCGUUUUCUUUUUUCCAAAAUUCUUACUGGUUCAGUGCUCUUUCAAAUUAUGAGUUUAUUGUAUUUUUGUUCUAGGCUUUUUUUUAAUGGUUUUCAAGGUCUGACAGGAAAGAAUCUUUCAUAUAUUACCCUAAGAAAUCAUUGUUCAUGUAGGCUAGGGCAGUUGAUUUUAUAAGCUCAUGAAUAUACAAAUCUUGUAGAUAUUGUCAGUGUGACUUUUGAUGUAUUUAUUUCAUUGCCGGAAUCUGUAAUUAUUAUUUUUUUAAUUUCUAAAUUCAUGUAAAAACAUGUUGACUCCCUUGUUCACAGUUAACCUGUUUCUUGUAAUAAAAUCUUUUCCACAAAA